AGUGUUGUAAAGGAGCAUGCUUGUUCUGAUCAACAUGUUGAUGCAUUAAAGAUUGAUACUGUUAAAGAAACAGUGAAUGAAAUAUCAAUUAAAAUUAUGCAAAGAAGUGAAAUACAUAUACUUAGAAUUUUAAAAAUUAAUCUUCAUUUAUUACUAAUAGUUCUAACUUAUGAAAAUGAAAUAUCUGGACAUGAGUUUGCAUUUGCAAUUUCUAAUACAAUUAAAUUGCUUGCACUUGAAAAAUAUAAUGCAGCAACAAUAACUACUAAAUUAGUCUAUUUAUUUCAAAAUAAUAAUGUUAUUGACAAACUUGUAGCAUUUGCAUCAGAUGCAUUAGUAUGUAAAGAUACACAAAAACAACUUAAAUGCUUUAUUGAUGCUGAAGCUAUUAUGAAAGAUAUAUAUAAAUUUUACAAGAAUUCUGCUCAACAAAUACAUGUUUUUCAAGAAUAUCAAAAAAUUCUUGAUUGUCCAGAAUUACAUUUAAAAAAAUUGAAAUAUAUUCAAUAG
This is a messenger RNA of Dentiscutata heterogama, 510 nucleotides long. The record is from the annotation of a GenBank genome assembly. Lineage: Eukaryota; Fungi; Glomeromycota; Glomeromycetes; Diversisporales; Gigasporaceae.